Messenger RNA from Hibiscus syriacus, 1624 nucleotides. RefSeq names its product probable polygalacturonase At3g15720. The transcript has 7 exons. Bases 1 to 1551 code for a protein of 516 amino acids. The record is from RefSeq and is a predicted model, not a curated record. Gene Ontology annotation, molecular function: polygalacturonase activity. Gene Ontology annotation, biological process: carbohydrate metabolic process. NCBI's taxonomy places the organism in Eukaryota, Viridiplantae, Streptophyta, Magnoliopsida, Malvales, Malvaceae.
AUGCCUUCAUGCCAUUGUUGUCCCAACAAAACCCAUCCUUUAGUUUCUCGGAUUUCCCAUGGAUUCCAUCACAAAACAUGUUUCUUGUCUCGAGAAAGAGUCUUCGCUAUUGGGUUUAAGCCAAUCGGUUCUUCAGCAAAUUUAUACACUUUCUCCGUUUUAUUUAUCGACAUUUUUGAAAACAGCAUCGUCGUUUGGUUGGUUAAUGAUGAUUCUCCGGUGACUGGAAAGUCAUUUCUUGUAGUUGGCAACAACGACGAGCUUCGAUUACCAAACUAUUUGGGUCAAAACUUGUUGUCAAGACCGCCGUCAGCGGCUAGUGUUUCAAAUUCGACAAGGCUGGAACUGGAAGAUAUGGAAUAUCUUGAUUCGAAUAAAAUAUUUCAGGUGGUUCUUGUGCUGUUGAUAUUAAAAUGGAACAGUGUACGUUCUCUGACCGUUGACGUGAUGGAUUAUGGAGCUGUCGGAGAUGGAGUGACCGAUGAUUCCCAAGCUUUUGAGAAGACAUGGGAAGCAGCAUGUGGAUCAAGCUCGGGUUCUGCUGUCUUUAAUGUACCAAAGGGGAAGAAGUUCUUGCUCAACCCCACUAAAUUUCAAGGUCCAUGCAAGUCGCCUAAUCUCAAUUUCAUGAUGGAGGGUGAAAUAAUUGCUCCAAAUGAUAUAUCAUAUUGGAGAAGUCAUUACGUUCCGACGUGGCUAACCUUUGAACAAGUGAAUGGGCUCGUUGUCAAUGGAAAUGGCCUAUUCGACGGCCAAGGAGCUGUUUGGUGGAAGCUCGUCCCAGAUCCGUGUCAAAGACCUACCGCAUUGGGAUUUUCGUCAUGCAAUAACCUCGAACUGAGUGGAUUAACGCACAUCAACAGCCCCAGAAACCACAUCUCAAUAAACUUAUGCACAAAUGUAACCGUCGCAAGUCUACACAUAACCGCCCCUGAAACCAGCCACAACACCGAUGGCAUCGACAUCGCUUCUUCGGUCAACGUUCAAAUUCACGAUUGUGAUAUCGGAACAGGCGAUGAUUGUAUUGCGAUUAACAGCGGGUGCAAAUAUAUAAACAUUACCGGGGUGAAUUGUGGACCGGGCCACGGCAUAAGCGUUGGAAGCUUGGGGAUGGAAGGUAGCGUUGCAGAAGUGGAAGAAAUACACGUACAACACUGUACUUUCAGUGGAACCCAAAAUGGAGCAAGGAUCAAAACGUGGCCAGGUGGAUCUGGAUUUGCAAGGAACAUUGUGUUCCAAGAUAUAACUCUCGUCGAUGCUUUUAAUCCUAUCUUUAUUGACCAAUACUACUGUUUCCCUGGUCAACCCUGUCAAAAUCAGACAUCGGCUGUCAAGGUGAGCGAUAUUUGGUUCAAUGGGUUUCGAGGGACAUCGAUGAGUGAAGCGGCGGUGAAUCUGGAUUGCAGUAAGACCGUGGGAUGCACUCAAAUCUUAUUAGAUCACAUCAAUAUAACAGCAGGUGCUCAGGGCAUGGUUGUUGGUUCCUCUUGCACCAACGCUUAUGGAAGAGAUUCUGGAUCUAUCCCUCCAGUUGAUUGCUUGUUACCCUAAAAUCUUAAUUCUCAAUCUGUUUUUUUUUUCUUUCUUUUUUUAUAUUGCAUCCAAGUUCAACUGAUGCCGAAAA